AUGUAUGUUAAAAUUGAAACGGAGAGAUUAACAUUUAUCAGGUUGAAUAAAACUAAACUCCGAUAUGAAGAGUAUAUACACCUUCGAGAUGCGAUUAAUACAGAUGGAAAUGCACAGAAUGUGGUGCGGAUGACAAUUCUUCCAGCAACAUACAUCGGAAGCCCUAGACAUAUGCACGAAUAUGCACAAGAUGCCAUGUCGUAUGUUCGUCAUUAUGGUGCAGCAGAUUUGUUCAUUACAUUUACAUGCAAUCCUCACUGGAUAGAAAUCAAGCAGGAGUUAUUCCAAGGGAAAUCACCCACUGAUCUUCAUGAUAUUACAGCAAGAGUCUUUAGACUAAAGUUGAAAUCAUUGAUGGAUUCCAUUGUAAAACAUCAUGUGUUUGGUGAGACACGCUGCUGGAUGUAUUAUGUGGAGUGGCAGAAACGAGUAUUGCCACAUGCACACAUUUUGAUUUGGUUGGUUGAAAAGAUAAGGCCAAAUGAAGUUGAUGCAGUGAUAUCAUCUGAAAUUCUUAAAGUACAAGUAGAUCCAGGAUCGCAUGAGGUAGUUAUUAAAAACAUGAUACAUGGUCUCUGUAGAACUCUUAAUCAAAAUUCACCGUGUAUGAUGGACGGCAAAUGUUCGAAACGAUAUCCACGCCCUUUAAUAUCGGAAACAAUUACUGGUAAUGACGGUUAUCCACUGUGUCGUCGCCGAUCGACAGCAGACAAUGGAAGAUCAACAAUUGUCAAAAUAAAUCAACAAGAUAUUGAUAUAGAUAAUUGCUGGAUUGUUCCAUAUUCAUCCAUUUUAUCAAAGACCUUCAAAGCACACAUAAAUGUUGAAUCUUGCCAUUCAGUGAAAGCUAUUAAAUACAUUUGCAAAUAUGUAACCAAAUGUAGUGAUAUGGCUGUCAUUGGAAUUGCUAGAAAAUAA
Molecule: messenger RNA, 918 nt
Organism: Ctenocephalides felis (cat flea)
Lineage: Eukaryota; Metazoa; Arthropoda; Insecta; Siphonaptera; Pulicidae
Exons: 1
Coding region: 1-918 (305 amino acids)
Source: RefSeq, a predicted model, not a curated record